AUGGAUUCCCUGGUGGAUAGGAACCACACUGCAGUGACAGAGUUCAUUCUAUUGGGCUUAACACAUGAUCCAAUCCUUCGAGUCUUCCUCUUCAUCAUCAUCCUGGGCAUCUACCUGGUGACCGUAUCGGGAAAUCUCUGCACAAUCCUUCUCAUCAGAGUCUCCACUCAGCUCCACCACCCCAUGUACUUUUUUCUGAGUCACUUGGCUUUUGCUGACAUGUUCUUUUCAACUUCUGUCACACCCAACAUGCUUGUUAACUUUCUGGUGGAGAGAAAUACAAUCUCCUAUCUUGGAUGUGCCAUGCAGCUUGAUGGGGUCAUUUUCUUUGGGACAGUUGAAGGUUUCCUUCUGGCUGCCAUGGCCUAUGAUCGCUUCAUGGCCAUCUGCAACCCACUGCUGUAUUCAACCAAAAUGUCCACACAAGUCUGUCUGCAGUUACUUGUAGUAACCUAUAUAGGAGGUUUCCUUAAUGCUUUCACCUUCACACUUUCUUUCCUUUCUUUAAUCUUCUGUGGAUCAAACAGAAUCAAUCAUUUUUUCUGUGAUUUUGCUCCUUUAGUUGAGCUCUCCUGUUCUGAUAUCAGUGUCUUUGCAGUUGUUCCCUCCUUUACUUCUGGCUCCAUCAUUGUGGUCACAGUGAUUGUCAUAGCCGUCUCCUACAUCUACAUCCUCAUCACCAUCCUGAAGAUGCGCUCCACGGAGGGGCGCCACAAGGCCUUCUCCACCUGCACCUCCCACCUCACUGCCGUCACUCUGUUCUAUGGGACAGUUACAUUUGUUUAUGUGAUGCCCAAGUCCAUGUAUUCCACUGACCAGAACAAGGUGGUUUCUGUGUUCUAUACUGUGGUGAUUCCCAUGUUGAACCCCCUGAUCUACAGUCUCAGGAAUAAUGAUAUUAAGGAGGCUCUCAAAAAACAGCUUAGUAGGAAUAUAUUUUCCUAG
Molecule: messenger RNA, 945 nt
Organism: Perognathus longimembris pacificus (Pacific pocket mouse)
Lineage: Eukaryota; Metazoa; Chordata; Mammalia; Rodentia; Heteromyidae
Product: olfactory receptor 502-like
Exons: 1
Coding region: 1-945 (314 amino acids)
Biological process (GO): sensory perception of smell; G protein-coupled receptor signaling pathway
Cellular component (GO): membrane
Molecular function (GO): odorant binding; G protein-coupled receptor activity; olfactory receptor activity
Source: RefSeq, a predicted model, not a curated record